CUACUUCGACUCUCGUUUCCUCGCAUACUCCGCCUAGAAAUCUACAGGCGCUUGAGCCUUAGCACCUAAACUUCUACUUCUCAUGAGUACGAAGGAGGAGAAGCCGACACUUGCUGGCGUUAACGUCAAGACCCGCAAGCGGAACAUCGUUAUCCCUGAGGAUCCGGGCUCGUUUGCCGAUGCGAUCGUGACGCUGUGCCAGGACGCGGCGUCAGAUGACGGUUCGGCCGGCCUCGAGGCGGACCUCGAGGCGGCCGCUAAGGCGCUCGACGGCGCGGAGCUAGAGUACUCCCGCUAUGGCGAUGUGCUCUUCCAGGUCUUUUUCGCGGGUGGCCGCUUGGGAACGGGCGCGCAGCUGGCGGCGGAGGACAAGAUGCGCCUCGCGACCAACAUUCUGGCCGCUGAGGCAACCCGGGAAGCCAUCAACCCCUACUUCAAGCUGUUCCAGACGCUCACGCGCCGCCGCCCCUUCCUGAUCCGCGGCCUGGAGAACACGCUGGUGAAGCUGAUGCUGUCGCUGGAGUUCUUCGACGACGUCGGCCGCAAGAAGCUGGGGAUUGCCCUGGCGCUGACGUUCUCGUGGAAGAUCGGCGUGGUGCCCGGCAACAUCUUCGCGGCGCUGCUGAAUGACCGCCUGGUGGCCAAGGGCACGGUCCUGGAGGUCAUGAUUGUGUUCUUCCAGGAGUUCCUGGCCAAGGACACCACGCUGGACGACCUGGUGUCCAUCCUGGCCAAGGCCAACAUCGCCAACCGCCUGAUGGACUUCGCGCCGCCCAACAAGCGCACGCCGCACGAGUAUCACCUGGUGCUCAAGGCCGCUGGCCUGAACUCGCUGGUGGAGUGGGACGUGCAGCGCGAGAUUGACUUGCGCGUCAGCGAGCUGCAGGACGCGCUGACGGAGGCCAUCGCCGCCGACCCGCCGCUGGCGGUGUCCGAGGUGCUCAACAUCGCCAAGUCCAAGAAGCAGGAGAGCAACCUGCCCGACGGCGAGGUGCUGCGCGUGUCGUGGCUGGCGCUGAUGAAGUCCAUCAACCUGACGGGCAAGAACCAGCAGCAGAUCACGCAGGCCCUGAUGCAGAAGCUCAAGUCGCACGGCAAGCUGUUUGCGACCUUCGCCACCAACGCCAAGGCGGAGCUGGCGCUGCUGAACACCAUCCAGGUGUUCUGCUACGAGGACACGCGCAUGCUCAAGUGCUUCACCGAUAUCAUGAAGCUGCUGUACAACGCGGAGAUUGUGGGCGAGGACACCAUCCAGCACUGGUACAAGAAGGGCAGCCACACCAAGGGACGCGCCGUGUUCCUGAAGGACAUCGAGCCCUUCAUGAAGUGGCUGGAGGAGGCGGAGGAGGACGACGAGUAGAGCGAGCGCGCCGACGUGCAGGCGGCCGCUAGGUGGCGUGGCGGCGGGCGGGUCCGGACAGGCGGCGUCCUGGGCCGCGGUACCUACGGGCAGCCCCUUACGGUGCACAGCAGUUGUUGAGAUAUCGGUCAGAACUAUCCAUAAGGGAGAACGUAGGGGAGUUCCGAGAGUGUGUGUGCGAUACACCAUGCAAGGACCUGACCCGGAACCCAUGCGAGGGUAUAAGCCAGAGAGCUACCCGUUAUAGUUAAGUAGUGUGGUACUAUGUAAUGUGCGAAACAGUC
Molecule: messenger RNA, 1644 nt
Organism: Chlamydomonas reinhardtii
Lineage: Eukaryota; Viridiplantae; Chlorophyta; Chlorophyceae; Chlamydomonadales; Chlamydomonadaceae
Exons: 10
Coding region: 83-1360 (425 amino acids)
Cellular component (GO): membrane; cytoplasm
Molecular function (GO): protein binding
Source: RefSeq, a predicted model, not a curated record